UACGAAUACAACACAUUUUCUUUAUGUACAAUUGUUUCGAGCAAAACAGUUUUUAUUUUUAUGUAUCUUUGCUAAAACCUCUGUUUUAGCUAUGAAAUAAUAUUGUGUCCGGGUAGUGCCAUCAUGAUCUCAGAUAGUGAAGUUUUUUUAUUAUGAUAAAAGUUAUGAUGAGUGAAAGAUAAAUAAAAUGGUGACCUGUGAAUUGGACAAAGAAGUUUCGGGAGAGUUGCUCGGGUUGAAGUUGCCGGCAUGGCAAGCACUUCUGCUGCAUCGAGUGCUGCCCUCCUGCGGCGGCCUCAUCAUCUACAUAGUCCUAAUUUGUUAUGAUUUUACAAUCAUAGUCGAACAUUUUUUAAAUGGAAGUGAAGGAAUGGGAGUAUUUUGCACAAUUCUCAUAGGACUACCAUCACUGAUUUCACUUGUGUUCACGUUGGCGUCACCUCCGCCUGGUUUCCGGCCUGAUCUGACAGCAUAUUCGGUGACUAUAGAGAAGAGCGACAUAAAAUGGCUGCUCUUACAGAUUGUUAACGCAAUCUUCUUUCCCAUUGCUGCAAUUGGAAGAUACUGCUACCUAAUUUUCUGGUGGGUGGAAGCCGUCAGUGCAUCUCGCAGCGAUGACGAGGAACGAACAAAAGAAGCCAUUCGAAUAGCUCGCGCCCCCUCUCCCGUAGAGCUGUAUCUGUUCUUGCAAUCCUUCCUCCACGCUGCUCCACAUGCUAUCAUCAACAUCCUUGAUUUGAUGGUUCGAUGGUCUGACAUGACUUACGAUAAAGUUUCAGUUCAAGCUAUUAGCAUUGUUGCAUCCACUCUCCGCAUGGCUAGUACGGUCACGAUGUACAGAAGAUUUGAAAGAGAAAAGAUAUGUGGACGCAAGUAUCCAUGGGGGACGGAGUUUUCGGAUCCUUUAUUGGAUAAAGACGACAAUGACAACGAUAAAGACCAACCUGAUGACGCAGAAGCGAACAAAACGACAUCAGUAGACGAAGAAACGAUUUACGAAUCGAUCAGGAAAAAGGACUCAAUAAUUUCAGACAAUUCAAACAACACUAAAUUCCGAAAUACGACUAGUGAUUUAAUAAAGUUCUCUCCAAGAAAUACUGUUGAAAUGUCUUCUGCGUUCUUCGACAACGAAGAACUUACAGAUUCAGAUACAAGCUCAGACUAUUUACCGCCUAAAAGAGAUAUUUCAGGAUCACAAGAAUUAAAUAGUGACGACGAAUACAUAAGGCCAAUAACAAUAAUUGAUAGGGUUGCGCCAUUAAGACGAAAUACAGAUUACACUAUAGAGAAAGUAGAAAUAAUCCCGCCGCCCGUAAUGUUAGCUCCGAGACCGAUGUCAUUUGCCUUGUGGGCAGAGAAAAUGGUGGAAAAUGCGGAAUCUAUUCCUACCUGGCUAUCAGCACCACCAAGAAGGAAAUACUGUGAUGAAGUAGUCCGAGACGAGCCGGACAUCCCACGACGUGUACCAAGAUCCUUCAUACGAGGUCUUGAACCUCAAGACGCCACAGCAGCAAUAGUGCACUUCUUGGGAUGGUACUCGUUUUUUGUAGCCCGUCUGCUCUCUAUAGCAUGUUUCAUCAAUUUCUUUCCAUUUCUUGCCAUCAUAAUCUUGUUUUCGCACUACCAGGUGAUGUUAUUGUUCCUGAUAGUGCCACAAGCGAGUACCGUGAGGAGAGCGUUCUACAUAUUCCUUGCGUUCAUAUACUUAUUCUGCUUGAUGGAGUUUAAGAUACGUUUCCGGCACGUGCGUGUGUGGCAUGUGUUCUGGGUUAUAGUGUGUACUAUAGAGACCGUUGUGUUCACUGGCCUCUGGAUUUCCAUAGACAAUACUGUGCACGAAUGGUGGAGAUAUUUUAUAGUCCAAGUGAUUGUAGUCAGUCUUAUGUUAAGCUACAUCUGUUUCCUUUUUUAUUUCGUAGUAUUACAGCCAAGAGAGACGAUUGUUUAUUUAAAAAAUAAUAAAAAUGAUGAGAAAAGUUAGUAAGCGUAUAAUUCAUUUCGAUUACUGGAAAUCAUCGAUAUAAGUAUCGAUACCCAAUACUCUGUAAUUGAUGCAACAGGAUAUAAUGAGCCACAUUGGAGCCAGCCGGUCACAUCCGUAUUCGUUCCGUUUACAUAAACAGUUAUUUUUUUGAGAAAUGAGUAUGAUUAUUGCUCUUUGUUUUUUUAAUUGUUCCUCUUCGUUGUACUAUUCUACAUAAUGGUUAUAAUUAAGCACUUAUAUAUUCCUUUCACACUAAAAACCAUGAACUAAUUCUCUAUGCUAAAGUAAAGAAUGAAAUCAUGAAAUCAGUCAUGCUUUUACGAAUAUUAAUUAUAAUUCUUCAUUUAUAAUUUAGUUAUUCAUAUUUGUCUACUUCUCGGAGG
Spodoptera litura is the source of this 2367-nucleotide messenger RNA. RefSeq lists its product as uncharacterized. Gene Ontology annotation, cellular component: plasma membrane. The record is from RefSeq and is a predicted model, not a curated record. Gene Ontology annotation, biological process: phosphatidylserine exposure on apoptotic cell surface; engulfment of apoptotic cell; apoptotic process involved in development. Lineage: Eukaryota; Metazoa; Arthropoda; Insecta; Lepidoptera; Noctuidae.